AGGAUAGUGAGGAGUCCAGUGUAAAAAAGACAUUGCUGUGCAGCUUAUACUUGUAGCUAUAAUAUAAUAAUAUUGAUUGUGUUUUCCGUUCGCUGCAGAAGCUUUUUUUUUUGGAGCGUCAUUUUCUUAUGAAUUACGCACAGAGCAGGAGGCGUCUCUUUACAUUUAGUUGUCUUAUCUGUGUUAAGAGGACGAUGCCUUUGAGGACCGGACUUUUUCUCCUGAUGGUGCUGAACGCAUCUGCAUAUGAACUGGAUCAAAACGAGUCUUAUUCGCCCAGGAGAACACGCUUUUCUGCCAAUAGCCCUUCAGAUGUGGCACGCUGUCUCAACAGUGCCCUCCAAGUUGGCUGCGGAGCCUUCGCCUGCCUGGAAAACUCGACUUGUGACACAGAUGGCAUGCAUGACAUCUGCAAGUCCUUCCUAUACAGUGCUGCUAAAUUUGACACUCAGGGUAAAGCGUUUGUGAAGGAGAGCCUUAAGUGCAUUGCCAAUGGCAUCACCUCGAAGGCAUUCCCCACCAUCCGCCGCUGCUCCACCUUCCAAAGAAUGAUAUCCGAAGUCCAAGAGGAGUGUUACAGUAAGCUGGAUAUCUGCACUGUGGCCCGAUCGAAUCCAGAUGCUAUUGGCGAAGUGGCACAGCUACCAAGUCACUUCCCCAAUAGGUUUUACGGUAAGCUGCUGCAGAGCCUGAUGGACUGUGAUGAGGACACGGUGGACCGCGUUAGGACCAGCAUGGUGUCGCGGCUGGGCCCAGAGAUGACCAUGCUUAUUCAGCUGCUGCAGAACAAGCCCUGCCCAUCCACUGCUGUGGCUGCAGCUGCCGCCAUCCCAACUGGAGUGGAGGGCCGUGGGAGCUGGCGCUGGUCCAUGGGUCCCCAUAUGUACAAGAUCCAGCCUAAUCUGCGAAACAGAGACUCUGCCAGUCAUUUUGGCAAAAAACGCUCCGCCGGCGACAGCUCGUAACUUCCACUCCGAUUCAGAAAACUCCACACACUCCUCAAAAACAACAUCAUGAAAACUCCUCUAUUCCCUAGGGGUGAUAGAAAUCCAUUCCUCCGCUAGACUGGAAGUUACAGAAACAUGCACCUCUAGGGAAUGUCGGGAACGCCCAUAAGAGUUGAUAUCAGAGUUUGGUUGUUGUUAUAUUGUAUAUCCUACACUUUAGGCUUGAGAGAACCCCCCUUUCCAUCGAGUCCGCUCACAGUUAGUGUUGAACAUGUGGCUGUUGCAUCUGUGCGACAUGGUCCUGUUCACUCCUCUUCACCUCCUCCAACAACCUUAAGAAGUCUUUUGAUGCCAAGCAAAAAAAAAAAAAAAAGAACAGCCAUAGUGGUUCACGGUCUCUAGAGCACAAGUCCGUACUUUAAAAGACAAAAAUCUCAUAAAGCCUGUUCAUGAAUAGAAAUCAGUAGUUGGAUUAUUAUUAGUUCAUUGAUAGGAAUUAUUGGUAGAUGUAAUAUUUCAGCGAUGAGACCAGACAAAUUGUGAGCAUGAGAUGAGUUUCAUAUCUAUUUUCUGACUAACAUAACAGUUAAAUGUACUGUAUACCAAGUUAUCUAAGACAGCCAUAGGUAGCCCUCUAAAAGAGAGCGCUCAUACGGAGUGAGGUCUGUCGAGGUUUCAUGAUAACCUUUGAGAGGUUACCUUAAACUGACCAAAAAAACUUCAAACUGCCCUGAAUGCUAUUCAUGAAAUACCAAAAUAGUGUAUAGCUAAUAGCACUUAUAAUAGUUUUUUUUUUAUGGCAGAUGUAGCCAUGGUCAUGUGUUUCAAAUCAUCACCCUGCACAUAAGGAUUGUCCAGGUCGUGGCCAAGUCUAACUAUCAGAGAAAGCCCAUUUUGCAUAUCUUGUAUCCAGACACUUGUAAUGCAUAUGACUGUUGAGCUCUUCGGUAUAUGUGGGACCACGUUUAGAGGGAUCUGUAUCCAUAUUCUUAACUGAAGCGGUAGUGUAUGUGCAGUAAGCUGAUUAGCACGUUCACCGAUGAGACUGAGAGCAGUCAUCUUCUUGGACUGAUGCGUCUCUGAGGUGAAUAACGUGACAUACACACUGGCUUCCAGUGUCGAGAUUGAGAGUGAGAGUGACUAUUUAAAAAAAAAAAAAAAAGCCUUGUUGGAAUGAUAUUUAUUUUCCUACUAUAUUAUUUAAUUGCAUUAUUGUAGUUUUUAAUUAGUUUACAGAUUUAAAAAAAAAAAAAAAAAAAGCAGUUCAGUCAUGGCUCCUAUUUGAACAUGAGCUCUAUGCCAAAAAAAAAGAGAAAAAAAGAAAGUGAGCUGACUGGUGACUGAAUGGGACCCAUGUCAUGACUCUGUGCUGGCCAUAGGGGAACAAGGUUGGUCAUUCAAGUCAGGUGAUCCACUUUAUGGGUGUUACAAGGGACCACAACAAAACGAUAGCUUCAUUUUGACACACGUUCUGGUUGAGAAGAUGGUCGUCAUUACAGCUGCUAGAUGUGCUUGUUCAGUGCCGGGGUGGGAGGGUGGGUGAGGGGGUUGUGCACAUUAUUGAAGUCCAACCAGGUAUAAUCACAGUAAAAACACCAGCAUCAAGUUUUUGGAUUGUUCUGCACUAGUUUGCUUCUCUUCACAUGGGCUGAAAUCAGUUUUCCUUAAGAUGGCUACAUAGAUAAAUCCUAAUGGUAGCGAGUGAGUAUCGUCAUCUUACGCAUUUCUUUCCUGUUAUUUAUUUUUUAUUUUUUUUAAUGUGCCAGUUCUGAUAUUAUACAGUAGAGAAAGAGACAGGAAAGAUGCAAGAGAAAUGAUGACAUGCAUCAUGGGAGUACAUACUGUAGUAUCUGUAUCUGCUUUAGCCCUUGGUCGCAAAGUCUUUUUUUUAAAGCCCCUGAAAAUUUGGUUUCAAAUCUUUCAAAUGAAGAUUUGUUUCAUAACUUUUGAUAUUAAUAGCUGAAUAAACAAUAAUCAAAGCUAGCAUUCAAUAAAAAACUAUCCUUAGUUAUUAUUUUAUCACCCAAAACUUAAAUAAUCAGCUUAAUAAAGACUGUGUGGUUUGAGAAGAUUUAAUUAACAGUGAAACCAAACAGCACAGAUAGAAAUCUCUCAUUUGAAAUAACAAAACUGUUUAAACUCUGGUGUGUCCAUGUCGGACCACAUCACUCAUAGACCAAACACUACAUCUCUAUGUUACAUAAUGACAAAGAAAAAUGAGGGGAACAUUCAUAUAUUUACUUAAAGGUGCAAUGUGAAACAUCUGGCCACAUGUGCCAAACCAAUAGGGGGCAGCAUUUCAUCACUACUACUGGGUCCAAUCUAAAUUCAAAGUCAUUUGUUAUUCUAAAAACUAAUAACUAACAGCAGGGUAAGAAUACACAUAAUUCAACCAAACUGCUGAAACUCUGAGAGCUGGUCAAAUUAACGCUGCUAUCUUCUUAUGGUUAUAAUCUUCACAUGUGCCGUUGGCUUUGACUUUGUCACUAAAUGGGGGCUCUACACUCUGUGUACGCUUGGUGUAUCUGCACCAUUAGACGCAGCCCGCUGUGAUGCUAACUGAAGGUCCGUUUCUCCCGGCUCAUUUCAGUAGAUAUCUCUGCAACACAACAUAGACGUCUUUGACAUAAUGUCAACACUGUAACCUCUUCACAUUCUGUUGAUAAUAUUGGUUUACUUUUUGAUUGUUUUAAACUAAAAAGGCCAGAUCUCACACGUUGCACCUUUAAAGUCUAUAGAACCCAGUAUAUUAGGUUUAUAUAAGAAGUUCAGUACAUUCGGAUUACUUUCGCUAAAGCAUGUUUUGCAAAGACUGCACUGGGAUUUAUCUGCAUUCAGUCAGAGUGAGAAAGUCCCCAAUGUGUGUAAAGAUAUUUACAGGCUGCUGUUACUAACUUAGUUCACACAUGCUUGGUGUAACAUGUUGAUGGUACAUUGUUUGAGUUCAGUUAGUAUGAGGUAAGAAGCUCAUGUUAGUUUGUGUAUAUUAAGGGACCUUGUAACUGUACCUCAAUGUAACAAAUGUCUCGGUAGACUUCAGCCAAUAAGCAAUUGUCUUUCCUGAAACAACAUAUGAAGCCUGAACAUUUUUGCAGAUGCGACUGCACGUUUCAUGGCCUUCAGAGAUCGAGACAAUCAUUCAGAAUCAGCAGAUUAGUGCAGAGCCACAGUCACUUUAUGCUGGUGUUUGUUAUAGGCCUGGUAGAUAGAUUAUGGAGGUAAUUAAUGGCUUAAGUUAGUUUCUGUUUGACGGUAAAUUGCAAAUGUUCGUGCACAUUGAAAAUGUAAUAUAGAGAUUAACUUGGAACCAGGGCUGGGUUCAGUUCGCUGUUAAGCAGUUUGAGUCAGAAAACAACGCUUUCUUGCAAAUUCAAAUCUUGCAAAUUAGUCGUCUUGAAAGUACUUUUAUGACAAAAAUUACAGAAUAUAGAUUUGACUUUGUGAAAGGAAUUGAACCCAGCCCUGUUUGAGGAAUAAAAAGGUGAAUUUAUAUAUUGUCCUGGAUUGAUAAGAGUGAAGCACAGACCAGAAAAAGAGAUGUCAGUGUCAAUUUAAUAGCUACGUUAAGAAUUCCAAACUAUGCAAUAAUCUCACAUACAAAAGAUUCACAGCAACACAGAAAUUGACCUUUAUUUCAUUCAGUGCCAGCUGACGCUGUGUGAAUAAAGCAGCAGCGUGUAUGCUCUCACGCUGCACUCACAGUGUGAAGGCAUCGCUCCUCUAUAUUGCUUUCUGUUUCUGUGUUUUUUUGUAAACUGGUGUUUCUUUUUUGUUCUGUAAAUAUGUGCAUUUCUUUUUGUGUCAUUUGGUGCGAAAGGACAGCAGUUCUGAAGGAAUCACUUGGGAAGUUAAGAGCUAUAGUCACACUGUAGUAUAUCCUAGCUUACUUAUUUUAUGUUAAAUAUGCACUUUGCAUCUUAACCACUAUAAAGGGCAUUGAAACAUUCAGCACAUGUGCAAUCGAGACAUGUUUUAUUUACCCGGUGAAUGGAAAUCGGUUUGAAUAUUUCGCAUCCUGAAGGGUCAGGGCUUCUUCAUGUACUAUUGAUACAUAUGUCUGUAUCUUUGUUGUCCAUGGGUAAAUCCAAAACCCAACAGCUGCUGCUAAACUGUUACUUCCCUGCGUGAUGGUGUCCAGAUGCCCCUCUACUGUGGCCGCUCUGGUCUGCCAACACGCAGCGAGCUCAGCAUCAGUCCACAUUUACAUUUGAUUGUCUAUCCGUGUCUUCAUAUUUAUUUUCUAUGAACAUUCCCCGUGUCAAGUAUAUUUGGCACGGGCAAAUUGACUGUUUCCUCACCAAGUCAAAUGUAAUGGUAAUUUCAGAGAAUGUACCUGUAUACUGAAUGUCUGUUUCGACGAGGACAUGCCCGAGUUAGCUGACCCAUGAAGGCUGUUAUAGGAAAAACAAAAGUGAGAAAAGUAUAUGAGACUUGCGGUUGCUUUCUGUUUUAGAUUGUAAUACAAGUUUCGGGUGCUUAAGGUGGUACUGGAGCAUUAUUAAAUUGACCCAUGGUGACUUUUGUGAAAACUGUUUCCUCCUGUCAACACUAGAGACUAAAGACUCCCUCACUUCUGGCACUUCAUGGUACUCUUUCCUCUCAAGACUUGAAAUAGAUAAAUGUUGUGCUUAAACUAAAUCGAAAAAGCUUCAGUGACUAGUAAAGUUUAUUUUGUAUUCAUAUAUAUAUAUAUAUAGAUAUAUAAGUGACAGUUAUUUUACUAUCAGAUUCAAAAAGUUACCGAGGAUUUUAAGGAGGUUACUGAAGUUCCUGAUACAGAUGCUAUGUAACGCAUGAUUGACCCUUGUGAAUCACUUGCACUUUAAAAUAUACCCAUAUACAUAUACUGUAUACCCAUACUGUGUAUAUGUUUGGGUUUCUCCUCUGUACUGAAAAGUCAUGAAAGAUACAAAUGCAUCAAUUGUGUGUCUUUUGCUGAUCAGAAAUAAAAUAUUUAUCAUAUCUGGCAUAUGGUAUGAACUAUG
Molecule: messenger RNA, 5932 nt
Organism: Sebastes umbrosus (honeycomb rockfish)
Lineage: Eukaryota; Metazoa; Chordata; Actinopteri; Perciformes; Sebastidae
Gene: stc1
Product: stanniocalcin 1
Exons: 4
Coding region: 129-965 (278 amino acids)
Biological process (GO): intracellular calcium ion homeostasis
Cellular component (GO): extracellular region
Molecular function (GO): hormone activity
Source: RefSeq, a predicted model, not a curated record